Molecule: messenger RNA, 1173 nt
Organism: Armigeres subalbatus
Lineage: Eukaryota; Metazoa; Arthropoda; Insecta; Diptera; Culicidae
Product: keratin, type I cytoskeletal 10-like
Exons: 2
Coding region: 137-1093 (318 amino acids)
Source: RefSeq, a predicted model, not a curated record
CUUUUGAGACUUGUAUGUUUAUAUUUACACGAGAAUCACGUUCGAGUGAGAGAGCCGUUCGAUCAAAAAUGGAUGGGUUUUUUAUGACUAGAGUUAUUUGCAAUCAUGUAGGUUUGAAGAAAAUGUUUAUAAAGGAAUGGAUUUGCUGAGAGCCACUCAAUACUUUGCUACUUACUUGUGCAGGAAGUAUUGCAAGCAUCGGUUGCAGAUGAUGGGAUUCUCUAAAUUAAUCGGAUUAAUAGCCGUUAUUGGUUUAGUCAACGCUCACCCCAACGGGUUUCAGCCCAAUGAUUACCCCCAAAAUCAGGUGAACGCCUGGCAGCAAGCAUGUCGUAAUUUCCAACAACAACAGCUGCAAACACAGGCUGCCCAAAAUCAAUUCUUCGCGCAAACAUUCCCUCAUGUUGCCCUACCGCCACUUCCGUUCAUGGAUUUGUGCGGUCAAUUCGGAGGAAGUGGUUUUGCACAAAGUGGUGCUAGCGCUGGCGCAUUCUCCGGUGGACUAGACGGAGGGCUGGGAAACCGUUUUGGAGGUGGUGGUGGGGGUGGAUCUGUACAGGGUGUUAGCGUAAGCACCGGCUCACUCCCGAACGGCCAGUCAGGAACAUCGGUUACCCAUUUUGGUCCAGGGGGAGCCAGUACCACUCAUUACGGUCAAGAUGGAAAUGGAUUUGCCACCGCCAACAGAUUCAGUGGAAGCGAUGGGGGCAAUCAUGCCGGGGCCAGUUUUAGUUCGUUCAGCGGUACCCCAGGAUACGGAGGAUUUUCGACGGCCAACCGUUUUGGUGGAAGUGGUGCAAGCUCUGGAGUAGGAGUUAGUUCAUUUGGUGCUUCAUCGUCUACUGGAAAUGGAGGAUACGCAACAGCAAACCGAUUUGGAGGUGGUGGAGGUAGCGGCGGUGGUUAUUCGGGUGUAGGCGCAAGUUCGUUCGGAGGCAAUGGAGGAAAUUUUGCAACGGCCAAUCGCUUUGGUGGCGCUGAUGGCGGACAGAGUUUCAGCGCACAAGGACAGCAUGGUGCAGGAAUUAGUGUAUCAAGUGUUGAUGAUGGUCACGGUAACGUACAUACGCAAGUGCACAAGCAACAAUAUUAGGUCGGAAAAUGAAAGUUUAUUGAGCUUUCAAGAAACUACAUAGGUGUUAAAAAUACAUGUUGUUUAAUUAUCAUGAAAUA